This is a messenger RNA of Oncorhynchus masou masou (cherry salmon), 1228 nucleotides long. Its product is annotated as coenzyme Q-binding protein COQ10 homolog, mitochondrial-like. Gene Ontology annotation, cellular component: mitochondrion. Gene Ontology annotation, molecular function: ubiquinone binding. The record is from RefSeq and is a predicted model, not a curated record. NCBI's taxonomy places the organism in Eukaryota, Metazoa, Chordata, Actinopteri, Salmoniformes, Salmonidae. The transcript has 5 exons. The coding region runs from base 105 to 839 and encodes 244 amino acids. Gene Ontology annotation, biological process: cellular respiration; ubiquinone biosynthetic process.
AGUGCCACAUGAUUUUAUAGCAGACCUUGGACAAAGCCAGCCUACGCAGGGAGUUAACGCUUCUCUUCAAACUUUGAGAAUUUGCAUUACCACUAACAUCGAGCAUGGCCAACAAAAUCACCCCUCUUCUUUUCCGGGCACUGGUUGAGAUGUCUGAAGUACACUCUUCAAAAGUUGUACGAGGAAAUCCCAACAGAGCAAAUAUCAGGAAAGAGCAAAAAUGCCGACACCUGGGCAGCUGUGGGGUCCUGUCAGCAAGGCGUGCCACCCUGCCCCUGUCCUCCCCCCUCCUCCGGACCACACCCUCCCGCAGCUUUAUUAACCUGGCUGCCUCCAUCACUGCCCGCAGGAUGGAGUACUCUGAGAGCCGCACACUAGGGUACACUGCAGAGCAGAUGUACAGUGUGGUGGCCAGUGUGGACCAGUACCAGCACUUUGUCCCUUGGUGUAAGAAGUCCCGGGUCGUGAAGGGAAGGAACGGGGAUGUUCGGGCCCAGCUGGAGAUUGGGUUCCCUCCCAUUGUGGAGCGUUACACCUCGGAGGUCACGGUUGUCCCAAACCACCAAGUUAGGGCCGUGUGUACAGACGGAUCCCUCUUCAGCCACCUGGAGACGAUAUGGAGGCUUGCCCCUGCAGCCGAGGACCAACCAGACUCCUGCAACAUCGACUUCCACGUAUCCUUCGAGUUCAGGUCUUUGCUGCACUCCCAGCUGGCCUCCCUGUUCUUUGACGAGGUGGUGAAGCAGAUGGUGAACGCCUUUGAGUCGCGGGCAGCCAAGCUAUACAGGGGCCACCACGCCCCCUUCCAGGAGGCACCAGCAAGGAGGCGAGCAGCAUGAGAAGACUCACUCACCCCACUCACUGACACGGACUGAAAUAAGACCCACUCCGCACCUGAAACCCCUCACCACUCCAUUUCACCAUGUCUUAUGCAGGAGACUGGGUCUUCUAUUUUAGAUUUUGUUCUUACGUACACAAACACCUAUUUAUUUUUAUUACAGAAACUUUAAUUUAUUUACUUGAAUGUACAUUACUAUUUUUAUUUGGGAUGGAAGUGGAUGUUGUCAAAUGUUCAUGUUUGAAAGGGACCUUCUUUUUAAGUUACAGAAGAUCAAGUGACUCCUUUGUGGUGUUCAAAAACAUCUGAGAGGUCAGCUUUUUCUUCCUGGCACUAAUACAAUAAAAAUGUUUUGUCUGAAUGGAAAAUUAAACAAAGCUCAUUUUGAUA